AUGAUCAGAUCGUUCAAUAAAGCCCUGCCACUGGACUUGCUACCACCACGUACAGGCGACAACAAUGUCGACAUGGCUCGGCUGCUUGAUUUCGUCACUCGGCUGUAUUACCCACACGUUGACGAUAGCUUCAGCACGCAGCUUUAUAUCAGCUCGGCUAUCAUCACCUUCUGGAUCAUCCCAUCUUCGAUUGUCGUGCUACACCGGCUCAUUCAUGGCCGCCUAUGGUUCCUCAAGAUCUGGCCGGUUGCAGGGGGUAUUUUCAUCAUUCCAAACUCCGUCAUCGCCUUUCUUACAUGCCUAUUCUGCUUCGCAUGCCUCUGGAUCUCUCAUGUCUUUGUCAGUGUAGAGUAUUAUCACGGCAACCCGAAGUUCCAGAAGGGCUACUUUCUUUGGAGAAUCUUGAUCUGGACCCCUCUGUGGCUAGGUGGUUGGUGGUCCGGCUUCGGCAUUCUCAGUGCCUUCCCAGAUGCUUUGAGGUACGAAAGGAAAAGUCGACGGCAAAGGCGUCUCAUCCUGAAUCCCAUGACCUUCAACAUCGCUUGCUGGUUUGUGCCGGCGAUACAAUUCAGUACGAUCCUUCCUCUUGCCAUCCUGGCAGCACGGACUUACAACAAGACACUCGACGAUUUUGAUGCAUGGAGACAAGCCGUCGAUGUCGCCGAGAAAGGCAGAAUCACGGACGCCACAUUCACUAUGCUACUUGCACAGGCACUUGAUCUCUGGCUCGCUGUGACCAAGUCGUUCUGGUACUACGGAAUUGCGAUGACUUGCUGGUGCUGUUGGGCUGCCAUCUGCCUUCUCACUUAUUUGCCCCUCGGCGCGCACACCUUGUCUCGCAUUCGUUCACAGCUUCAACUGGCCAAAAGGAAGGACAAGGCUACCGAUCCCUUCUUUUCUUCACGGCCACCAGUCAUUUGUAUUCAGGAGCCUACCUUCCAAGAAAGGUCGGGACAGGGCAGCAAGAAUGGCUUCCAAUCGACGCCGGAUGUUCACGCGGCUCAAACGAGAUUUCUUUGCGACGAUAUGCAACAGUCUGGCGAUGAGCUGAAAGAGACGGAAGACGGCCUUCAAAAGUCAUCAGAGGGUAGUAAUGACUUGUUGGAAAUCGACGAGCGAAAUGACACGACCAGCACCUCCUCCAGUCGCGUGUUCCCGCCGAUGAAGAUGGCAUCCGUAACGUUGCCGUCGCGCCCGUCCCAAUAUCGAACCCUGGAGCAGCGUCGGAUCCACAUUCUCGGAAGGGUCUACAGGAACAUCGGCAUUCAAUAUUGCGGCGUUUGUUUUGCCAUCCUAUGUUUCUUCGGCUCUUCCAUGGUCCUAGCAGCACACUGCUACGGCAGUGCACGUAACAACACAAUUGCCAUCAACUCUGUUGUCGCCGCGUUGACGGCAACAUACCCAAUCAUCAUCUUUGGCUUUCUCGUUGUCUCCCUCAUCUUUUGGCGCUCUUUCGACCCUGCGCUCAGUAUUGAUGUUGCGGAAGACGAGUCGCUUUUUACCUCCACGCGAUCCACGCUCGAAAAGCUCACGAAGCGUGCCUUACGAAUAGCUCCCUAUCUCAAGUCAGCUCGGUCAGCAUCAAGGAGCUGGAGAGGACACACUCAAUCCACACCCGAGUAG
Ustilago hordei is the source of this 1623-nucleotide messenger RNA. RefSeq lists its product as uncharacterized. The transcript is spliced from 2 exons. The record is from RefSeq and is a predicted model, not a curated record. The coding region runs from base 1 to 1623 and encodes 540 amino acids. NCBI's taxonomy places the organism in Eukaryota, Fungi, Basidiomycota, Ustilaginomycetes, Ustilaginales, Ustilaginaceae.